GUGAAGCUCACGUAAGGGCGAUUAAUCCGCUGAAUUUAACAACGCUAUCUUUUUGUUUAGUAAAGGAAGGGUGGAGUCAUCGGUGAGAUUAACAACACCGGUUGUCAUAACCUAAGAACAGAACACAGCAGAGGAUUUGACAGGAGCACAAGAAAACCUCUCAACGAAAAUCUAAGCAAAAUAUGUUUUCUCUGCCUACAACAUUUCAGUCGCAGGGAACAGUGCCUUUGACCCAUCUAAUCAAUGUGGUCCAGUACCUGAAGAGUUCAGCCAACUCGGCCGUAACCACAUCGGUGCAGAAUCUACAGAGAGACCCGUCACCUGAACAUGACCCACUUCUCAGUGAGCCUAAAGUAAACUUGAAGGAGCUGGGUCUGUCAGAGCUGAGGUUCAGUCAUGUACAUGAUGUUCUGGAACGCCUGCUGCCAUCUAUAGAUCCAGAGGAGAAAUCCAUCUCCAGUGCUGCUCAAAACUCAACAGCAUGGAGAACAUCUCACAUUUCUGCCCCCUCCUUCUUCCAAAACAAAUAUGGGUUUUCUCACAAACACACGGGACUCUUUGGCUCUCCAGUGUUUCGCAGGCAAAGCUCCAGCCCCCUCCAGACAGCCUGCGUAGAUCUGCACCAUCUGCAAUUAUGGGUACAAAACAGAGGUUUCAAGACAAUGAGGUCCAAGACCAGACGUCUGCAGUCAGGUUUUGAAGGUCCAGUAGAAGCAGAGAAUUAUACACCAGUCUUUAUGAAGGGCCUCAUGAAGGAAAAGCAAGACACAGGGAGUUUUGAACAGCUAUUGAAACAGAAUAACUUGUCAGAAUCUCACCAGGAUGCUUUUAAGACUGGCUUCACAGAGGGCUUCAUGAAGGCUCAGGCAUUGACACAGAGGACUCAAGACUCCGUAAAGAGGACACGUCUGAUUAUUUUUGCCCUCCUGCUGGUGGGCCUGUACGGUGUGUCCAGAAGCCCUCUCUUCUCGGGUAAAGGCUCGUUUUCCGAUACUGUUCGUUUUCGCACCACCUCCGGUCUGGAUUCAGCCGUGGACCCUGUUCAGAUGAAAAACGUCACCUUUGAACAUGUGAAAGGUGUGGAGGAGGCCAAGAACGAACUUCAGGAUGUUGUCGAAUUUUUGCGAAACCCUCAGAAAUUCACUGUGCUUGGCGGUAAACUUCCCAAAGGUAUCCUGCUUGUGGGGCCUCCAGGAACAGGAAAAACCCUGUUGGCCAGAGCUGUAGCAGGUGAAGCAGAUGUGCCCUUUUACUACGCCUCCGGGUCAGAGUUUGAUGAAAUGUUUGUGGGAGUCGGAGCGAGUCGCAUCAGAAACCUUUUCAAGGAGGCCAAAGCUAGUGCACCGUGUGUAAUAUUUAUUGACGAGCUGGACAGUGUAGGAGGCAAGAGAAUCGAGUCUCCCAUGCACCCGUACUCGCGACAGACCAUCAACCAACUGCUCGCUGAGAUGGACGGGUUUAAACCUAAUGAAGGGGUCAUUGUGAUUGGAGCUACAAACUUUGCUGAAGCUUUGGACAAUGCUCUGGUGAGACCAGGCCGAUUUGACAUGCAGGUCACUGUUCCAAGACCGGAUGUGAAGGGACGCACCGAAAUCCUGCAGUGGUAUUUGAAGAAAAUUAAAGUGGAUUCUGCUGUUGAUGCCGAGAUCAUUGCCAGGGGAACAGUGGGUUUCUCUGGAGCCGAACUGGAGAACCUGGUGAACCAGGCAGCGCUGAAAGCAGCAGCUGAUGGGAAAGAACUGGUGACCAUGAAGGAGCUGGAGUUUGCCAAGGAUAAGAUCCUGAUGGGCCCAGAGCGCAGGAGUGUGGAGAUAGACAAGAGAAAUAAGAUGAUAACAGCCUAUCACGAAUCAGGACACGCUAUAGUUGCUUAUUACACCAAAGACGCCAUGCCCAUCAACAAAGCUACCAUCAUGCCACGCGGCCCUUCGCUUGGACAUGUAUCCUUGUUGCCAGAGAACGAUCGCUGGAGUGAGACGCGGGCCCAGCUGCUGGCUCAGAUGGACGUCAGCAUGGGCGGCAGGGUCGCUGAGGAACUGGUGUUUGGAAGUGAUCACAUCACCACAGGAGCGUCCAGUGAUUUUGAUGGUGCCACCAAAAUAGCACAGAUGAUGGUGACACGGUUUGGAAUGAGUGACAAGCUGGGGGUCAUGACCUACAAUGACCUGACGAACCAUAGCCCGGAGACCCAGGCUGCCAUAGAACAGGAAGUCAGGGUGCUGUUGCAGAGCUCAUAUGAAAGGGCAAAGAACCUACUUAAGACCUACAGCAAAGAACACAAGCUGCUGGCUGAUGCCCUGCUGACUUACGAGACUCUGGAUGCAAAGGAAAUUCAGAUGAUCCUGGAGGGAAAGUCACUGGAACCCAGAUGAUUAAAUCUUGGAUUAACAGAGACAUUUCAAGACACAAUCUUACCUGUAAAUAUAAACAUCUGUAAUAAGCGGGACUUUCUAGCCUUCUCUCAAUAUUUUUCAGGGAACACAUUGGCUUUUAAACAGACACUAAGCUAACAGAAAUUCAGACAUUUUGUAUUCAUUUGAGAUGGUAAAUUGAUGCCAAAAGUACGUCCAGUAUGCCUAAGCAGUGAACCAGUGGAAAUGGCUACUAAUCAAUUAAACUAAAUUCUUUGCUUUGUUUUUAGAAGCUAAGUAUAUAACAGGAAAAGUAUGAUGCUCAUAAUUUGCUUUAUUCAUCCUAUUCUUUGUUACCCAGUCAUCAAAUUUAAGCACUUGUCAUGGAGAAAUGGAGAAAAACAGAAAGCAGAACAAUUUUUAACUCAUUAAUGGUGCACUUUUCUUUGAAAUCAAAUGCUGGUGGGCUUCUGCCCAAAUCAGGAUGUCUCAUUUUCAGUAAUCACAGUAGUACAGAUUGUUCAAUUAUGAAUGUGACUUCAGAAUGUCAGUAUUAUUUUUGCAUUCACAGAUAUAGAAUAAAUAUAUCUGUAAAUGCAAAUCUGAGCAAUUAGCUAAUGUAGAUUUUUGUCUAUUGUUUCCACUGGACCUUUCGAACUUACUAACCCCUGAUCUUAUUCAUUAAGUUAUUUAUUUGAAUAUACUCCAGGGGUAGCUAAAAGCCUCCUGCUGCUAUCCUCUGUCACAUUUGAGUUGUCUGCAUGUGUGUGUUUAAACGGCUCAGGUGACUGCACUGUAUAUAUGUGUGGGUUGGAAAAAUUAUUAGUGUGCUUGCUUUUGAAAUUAAUACCAUGUUUAUUUCCAUUUCUCUUAAUCCGGAAUGAACAGGGAUAUGACUAUAAAUAAAAUACAUAAAUAAAGGUUA
Molecule: messenger RNA, 3276 nt
Organism: Ctenopharyngodon idella (grass carp)
Lineage: Eukaryota; Metazoa; Chordata; Actinopteri; Cypriniformes; Xenocyprididae
Gene: yme1l1a
Product: YME1-like 1a
Exons: 18
Coding region: 183-2372 (729 amino acids)
Biological process (GO): mitochondrion organization; protein quality control for misfolded or incompletely synthesized proteins
Cellular component (GO): mitochondrial inner membrane
Molecular function (GO): metalloendopeptidase activity; ATP binding; ATP hydrolysis activity
Source: RefSeq, a predicted model, not a curated record